This is a messenger RNA of Eutrema salsugineum, 1456 nucleotides long. RefSeq names its product protein ABHD17C. Lineage: Eukaryota; Viridiplantae; Streptophyta; Magnoliopsida; Brassicales; Brassicaceae. The record is from RefSeq and is a predicted model, not a curated record. The coding region runs from base 256 to 1140 and encodes 294 amino acids. The transcript is spliced from 5 exons.
UCCCAUCUUCUCUCCUCCACCACCACCACCUUCUCUCCAUUUUCUUCCCUCCAAUUUACCUCUCAACAAGUUAACACAAACCCACCAAACUAAACAAAAACAAAAAAACAAAAAAGAAACAAAUUCUUAAUUCUUUUCUUAGACAGAGAGAGAGAGAGAGAUAGAGAGAUUUUGGGUUUGCAUUUUUCUCCUUCUCUUCAUUGAAAGUUCUCUUCUUUUUUUGGGGUCUUAAAUUCCUUGUGGGAUUUUGAUUAGAUGGGUAAUGUGACAUCAAAUGUGGCGGCCAAGUUCGCAUUCUUCCCGCCGGAGCCAGCAACAUACGGCGUCACAAAAGAUGAAGAGACCGGGAAGCUGGUCUUCGCCGGAGUCUCGCCGGACAAGAACGUAGAAGUCCACCAGCUCAGCACCAAGUCCGGUAACAAAGUCGUGGCCACGUUCUGGAGACACCCUUUUGCGAGAUUCACGCUUCUCUAUUCCCAUGGCAACGCAGCUGAUCUUGGCCAAAUGGUCGAGCUCUUCAUCGAGCUCCGUGCUCAUCUCCGCGUCAACAUCAUGAGCUAUGAUUAUUCAGGCUAUGGAGCUUCAACAGGAAAGCCGUCUGAGUUCAACACAUAUUAUGACAUUGAGGCAGUGUACAAUUGCUUGAGGAGCGAUUAUGGGAUCAAGCAAGAGGAGCUGAUUCUGUACGGACAGUCUGUAGGAAGCGGGCCAACAUUGCACAUGGCUUCUCGGUUGAAGAGGCUGAGAGGAGUUGUUCUUCACAGCGCCAUUCUCUCUGGCAUUAGAGUGCUGUAUCCUGUCAAAAUGACACUCUGGUUCGAUAUCUACAAAAACAUAGACAAGAUUCGCCAUGUCAACUCCCAAGUACUUGUCAUACAUGGUACAAAUGAUGAGAUUGUGGAUUUGUCUCAUGGGAAGCGGUUGUGGGAGCUGGCGAAGGAGAAGUAUGAUCCUUUAUGGGUGAAAGGAGGAGGGCAUUGCAACCUCGAGACCUACCCAGAGUACAUUAAGCACCUGCGCAAGUUCAUAAACGCAAUGGAGAAACUCUCCUUAACCAAUCCACCACCUAAACAACUAACCAAUGAGCCUAGUAUCACUGAAACUAAGCAUAAUCGUUGCUUGAGAUUUGGGAAAAGGUAGGUUGGGUUUCUGGAGGUAGUAGCAGAGAAUCACAAGACAAUUGGUAGAUUCCUUCCUUCUGCAUCGCAUUCGCAUGUGCUUUUAAGUCAGGAAAUGCUCAUUUCGAUCUCUUAGAACUCCAAAAGCUUGUGCAGAGUCAUUUCCUCAGUGUGAUUCAAACCAAUGCUAAACACAGGGUCACAGACAAUGGGCUGAAGAAGAAAGAUCAUCCAAAGAGGCACUUGCUGUAGAUUGUAGCACUGUUCUUAGAUUUGCUCCAUGUUCAAUCUCAUGUAACAAGAAACUGUAAUGUAGCACCAAGUUUGGAGUUUUUUCG